GCGAUACAUCGACGCAUUCGACUAUAUUUCAUCGAGACAGACCCGACGACACCCUAUUGAUAUCCUUCGGGCUACAAUGGCUGAUAUCAAACCACCCUUUACGGAAGAAUCGGCGCGGAAGAAGGUCAAAGCGGCCCAGAACCUGUGGAAUAGCCAGGACCCCGUACGAGUUGCACAGGCGUACACUCCCACAUGCAUCUGGCGCAACCGCACCUCAUUCUUCGCUGGAACAGAUGGCAUAGUCGAGUUUCUGACUGCGAAGUGGAAGCGCGAGAAGAACUACCGACUGCGGAAGGAGUUGUUUUCGUUCACGGACAAUCGAAUUGCCGUGCAGUUCUGGUACGAGUUCCAGGACGCCGACGACGGACUGCGCUGGAAGCGCUGCUAUGGACUCGAGGAUUGGACGUUCGACCGGGAGACGGGGAAGAUGCGCAAGCGGAUGAUGAGUGGGAAUGAUGUCUUGAUUGGACCCGAUGGGAAUGGUGAAGGGAGGUGGUUUGUGGAUGGGCUGGAUGUGGAAGAUGCAGAGAUUGGGGAAGAGCAUUGGUGAGAUGAUGGGCGGUAGGCUGGAAAUGAAUGUUUAGUCAGUCGCUGUGAGGUCUCUCCAGGCUAUGACUAGGAGCUGGUUGUUGUGAAUGACGGACUUGAUAGGCAUGAUGUUUCCGCGCCCGCGGCCAAAUUGCAUGUGAGGAUUCUUUCUCGGUGCUGUCAAUCGGACCCUCCACGGCUCAGCAGAAGUGGAACCCCUAGCG
This is a messenger RNA of Aspergillus saccharolyticus JOP 1030-1, 752 nucleotides long. RefSeq names its product nuclear transport factor 2 family protein. The transcript has 2 exons. NCBI's taxonomy places the organism in Eukaryota, Fungi, Ascomycota, Eurotiomycetes, Eurotiales, Aspergillaceae. The coding region runs from base 77 to 550 and encodes 157 amino acids. The record is from RefSeq and is a predicted model, not a curated record.